AUGGUAAGAUGGGUUAGGUUCUGGGAUGUGCCAUUAUAUAGAAGGUUGGAGACUAUGGCAGUUUUUAUUUAUGCUAUGGUUUUACCAGUUUGUUUAAUAAUGGCGUUUAAUUUAUUGGUUAUACCACUGUUUUGGGGUUUAGCGGUGCCUUAUUUAAUUUGGAUAUUUUAUAUUGAUACAAAACAAGAAAAAGGUGGUCGUAGAUUAGACUGGGUAAGAAAUUCAAUCUUGUGGAGAUAUUUUAGAGACUAUUUUCCAAUAUCAUUGGUAGUAUCAUCAAAGUAUGACCCAAAGAAAAACUAUAUUUUCGCAUACCAUCCACAUGGAAUUAUUAGCAUAGGUGCUUUUUGUAAUUUCGCAACAAACGCAAAUCAUAUUGAUCAAAAAUUCCCUGGCUUAAAAAUUCAUUUAUUAACUUUAGAAUCAAAUUUCAAAAUCCCAUUUUUAAGAGAAGUUUUAAUGAGUUUUGGUAUGUCAUCAGUUGCAAAGAAAUCAUGCGAAAAUAUUUUAAAUAGUGGACCAGGGUCAUCAAUUUGUUUAGUUGUUGGCGGGGCUGAGGAGUCGUUGGAUGCAAGACCAGGUUUAAACGAACUCACAUUAAAGAAAAGAAAAGGUUUUGUAAAAUUAGCUUUAGUAAAUGGUGCAUCAUUGGUUCCAGUUUACUCAUUUGGUGAGAAUGAUAUUUAUGACCAGGUACCAAAUCCAAGGGGUUCACUAAUUAGAAAAGUUCAAACUAAAAUCAAAAAUUUGACCGGUAUUGCACCACCAUUAAUUAUGGGAAGAGGUAUAUUUAAUUAUGAUUUCGGUUUUCUCCCAGUAAGACACAAGAUUACCACAGUGGUCGGAGAAGCAAUUGAUAUUCCAAAAGUAACAAAUCCAACAAAUGAAGUAAUCGAUCAUUACCACGAGGUCUACGUCGAAGCACUCCAAAAACUAUUUGAUAAAUAUAAAGAUAAAAUAGAUAAAGAGACUGGAGAUUUAAAGAUUCAUUAAAUAAUAAAAAAUUAAAUUAAAUAAUAAAUGUUACAAUAUAAUAUAACGAAUAGAAUUAUUUAAAUAAUCU
Molecule: messenger RNA, 1063 nt
Organism: Dictyostelium purpureum
Lineage: Eukaryota; Evosea; Eumycetozoa; Dictyosteliales; Dictyosteliaceae
Product: monoacylglycerol O-acyltransferase
Exons: 3
Coding region: 1-993 (330 amino acids)
Biological process (GO): triglyceride biosynthetic process
Cellular component (GO): endoplasmic reticulum membrane
Molecular function (GO): diacylglycerol O-acyltransferase activity
Source: RefSeq, a predicted model, not a curated record